AUGUCGACAUCAAUAUUCGAAGAAGGUGAAUAUAUAACUUGUCCCUAUGACUCAGCACAUAAAGUACUUUCGGGUAAUUUCAAGCAUCAUCUUCUUCGAUGUUCACAAAAUCAUCCAAACGUAAAAAAACUUCAGUGUCUUUUUAACAGCGCACAUAAAAUAGCACCAAAUAAAUAUUAUGAUCAUUUAGUUGAAUGCCCCGAUAACCCUGCAACGUAA
Messenger RNA from Rotaria socialis, 219 nucleotides. NCBI's taxonomy places the organism in Eukaryota, Metazoa, Rotifera, Eurotatoria, Philodinida, Philodinidae. The record is from the annotation of a GenBank genome assembly.